Messenger RNA from Haliotis rubra (blacklip abalone), 852 nucleotides. RefSeq lists its product as uncharacterized. The record is from RefSeq and is a predicted model, not a curated record. The transcript has a single exon. The coding region runs from base 1 to 852 and encodes 283 amino acids. NCBI's taxonomy places the organism in Eukaryota, Metazoa, Mollusca, Gastropoda, Lepetellida, Haliotidae.
AUGUCCACAGACAGCAGUUUCACAACCAAUGUCCACAGCAUACACCUUCAGACAACAGUUUCACAACCAAUGUCCACAGCAGACAUCUACAGACAACAGUUUCACAACCAAUGUCCUCAGCAGACAUCUACAGACAACAGUUUCACAACCAAUGUCCACUGCAGACAUCUACAGACGUUUUCACAACCAAUGUCCACAGACAACAGUUUCACAACCAAUGUCCACAGCAGACAUCUACAGACAACAGUUACACAACCAAUGUCUACAGCAGACAUCUACAGACAACAGUUUCACAACCAAUGUCCACAGCAGACAUCUACAGACAACAGUUUCACAACCAAUGUCCACAGCAGACAUCUACAGACAACAGUUACACAACCAAUGUCCACAGACAACAGUUUCACAACCAAUGUCCACAGCAGACAUCUACAGACAACAGUUUCACAACCAAUGUCCACAGCAGACAUCUACAGACAAAAUUUUCACAACCAAUGUCCACAGACAACAGUUUCACAACCAAUGUCCACAGCAGACACCUUCAGACAACAGUUUCACAACCAAUGUCCACAGCAGACAUCUACAGACAACAGUUUCACAACCAAUGUCCACAGCACACAUCUACAGACAACAGUUUCACAACCAAUGUCCACAGCAGACAUCUACAGACUAGUUUCACAACCAAUGUCCACAGCAGACAUCUACAGACAACAGUUUCACAACCAAUGUCCACAGCAGACAUCUACAGACAACAGUUUCACAACCAAUGUCCACAGCAGACAUCUACAGACAACAGUUUCACAACCAAUGUCCACAGCAGACAUCUACAGACAGCAUUGUCCCGUCAUGUUCUAA